AUUGAGAAGCACAGUAAGUCUCUUACCCAUAAACUGCUGCAGACUGUGGCAAAUGCUCGCAGGGAACAGCCUGUUGCUCAGGGCCCGAGAGAAAAACCAGGCAUUAAAUAAAGCAUUGAUUGUUCCUGCGCUAUAAAUAUGGUAAAGAAGAUGAUAAUUGCGGCACUGACGCUGCUGCUGUUGGCAUCAGUCGCCACAUUCGUGGGUGUCUUCUUUGGUGUCGGGAGAAGGAAGCAGCCGGGCGAGCAGGUGUACUUGAAGGCAGCUGUGGCGGCAGAUGCUGGGCCGUGUUCAGAGGUCGGCAGAGACAUUCUGAAGAAAGGGGGGUCUGCAGUAGAUGCUUCUAUAGCUGCAUUACUGUGUGUUGGACUUAUGAAUCCUCACAGUAUGGGCAUCGGAGGAGGAAUUUUCUUCACCAUCUACAACGCCAAAACUGGGAUGGUUGAGACCAUUGAUGCCAGGGAGACGGCACCACGCAAUGCAACGGAGAACAUGUUUGGGAACAGCACAGAUCUAUCCCAGAAAGGAGGGUUGUCUAUUGCUGUACCGGGGGAGAUUCGAGGUUAUGAGAUGGCACACGAACGACACGGCAAACUGCCUUGGAAAGACUUGUUCCAGCCAAGCAUUGAUCUUGCAGAAAAGGGUUUUCCUUUGGGCAGGGCACUUGCCUCAGCUUUGUCCAGACACAACAAAACCAUCAUCAAAGACGAAGCCCUGUGUGAAGUGUUUUGUGGGAAAGAUGGUGACGUCCUGAAAGAAAAUGACACCAUCAUAUUUACCAAGCUUGCAGAAACUUAUAAGAAAAUAGCAGAAGAGGGUCCUAAUGCUUUCUAUCAGGGACAACUGGCUCAGAACCUUGUGACAGAUAUUCAGGCAGCAGGCGGUAUCAUCACAAUGGAGGAUCUGAAGGAUUAUGUGCCUGUCUUGAAUGAGAAGCCUUUAAGGGUGAAUGUGGGGGAGUACACCAUGGCUGUUCCCAAUGCCCCCGCUAGCGGCCCUGUGCUCUCGCUGAUAUUAAACAUCUUGAAUGGGUACAACUUCACCUCGGAUAGUAUGGCAACCACAGAGAAAAAGAUCCUGACCUACCAUCGCAUCGUGGAGGCUUUUCGUUUUGCUUAUGCAAAGAGGACCUUACUUGGAGAUCCGAUGUUUCUCAACAUCACAGAUCUCAUCCAAAAUAUGACUUCAAGUUCCUAUGCCGAUGACCUCCGUGAAAAGAUCACAGAUGACUCCACACAUCACAUGAACUAUUACGAGCCUGAGUUUUACCUGCCUGAAAACCACGGGACCUCACACCUCUCUGUAGUAGCAGAAGAUGGAAGCGCUGUGGCUGCCACCAGCACCAUCAACCAAUUUUUGGGCUCUAAAGUCAUGUCAAGAUCAACAGGGAUACUUCUCAACAAUGAGAUGGACGACUUCAGCUCUCCGCUCAUCACAAACGGCUUUGGAGUGCCUCCUUCACCUAACAACUUCAUCAGGCCAGGAAAAAGGCCGAUGUCUUCUAUGUGUCCAACCAUCCUCCUUGACAAAAACAACAAAGUUAAGAUGGUGGUCGGAGGCUCAGGAGGAACAAAAAUCACCACCUCAGUCACUCAGGUGAUUCUGAAUGCACUGUUCUUCGACUACAACCUGAAUAAAGCUGUGUCAGAUCCAAGGCUCCACAACCAGCUGAGUCCCAACGCCACUGUAGCAGAGCCUGACUUUGACAAAAGCAUCCUGGCUGGUUUGGCAUUAAAGAACCAUGAGACAGAGUUCCUCAAAUCAACAGGAGCUGUGGUGCAGGCGGUGGUUUGCUAUGAAGACGGACUCCACGCUAAUUCGGAUCCUCGCAAGUGGGCGUACGCCGCAGGGUACUGAGGUCAUACACACACCUCUGACUGUGCAGAGAGACUUUUGUCCAUGUGAACCUUGACCCCAGAGGUAGGAGCUGAGAGAUCAAAGACUUAAUAAAGAACUAGGAACGUCAUUUGGUCUCUCAUUCAGUUAGAAUAACCUUCAUGUGCUGCAUAACAAUGCAACUCUGAUAACAGAUUGACUUUUUGCUCGUUUAUGACCAAAGAAAAGUGCCUCAGUCUGAAAUUAAUUCGGAAUAUUGACGCUCAUGUCUCAUGCAUUUCUAUGUCACUUCAUCAUUUCAUGUAAUUAAGAAAUGCACAAGCCAUUGGAUGUAAUUUUAAAGGAUAGCUUUACCAUCAGUGUCGGUCAUAAUUUCUAACUAUUGAUGAAGCACUUUUGUAAAUCAUUAGCAGCAUAAAGCCGUUUCCCGUAGUUAUUGUCCAUUAAAGAUGUGAUGUGAGCAAUUGCAAAAAUCUGAAGUCUUAAUUAAGGAUAUAUCCACAGAAAAAAUCAACCCAAAGUAACAGACCUCAAAUGAGUUUUUAGUCAUUUAAAACUUUAACAAAUUUCACCAGAACCGUUCAUAUGGGAUGAUAGCAAACACAGGAAGAGCAGGCAUGAGAUGCUGUUAAAAUCAAGGACUAUCACACCUCAGGGGCUGAUAAACUGUCCUAGUUAAUGACUAAAGUAAUUUCCCACAACCCAGAGUGCAACGGCCUGUAAUGACCCCAUAAUAACAUUGCAGCUGUUGCUGCUCACUGUCACUGCUGGGAUUCAGGGCUCUUCUUUUCUCAGCUGGAAUGUAAAUGUGUUACAUAAUUACUGACGUGCAUAAAAGUGUAAAAUGAUUCUGCCUUUAUCGACUUUUUGCUACAAAUGACUGGUUCAUAUGUGAUAAAAACUGUUGUAAUAUUAAGUGGUUAAACAACACAUGUAUUUAUUUAAAAACAAAUGAAGGAUAAUCUCGGUGUGAAUAGAUCAUUUAUUUUGUAAUUUUAAUGAUUUGUUUUUAUCAAAUUGAUGAAGCAGAUUUUGUAGAUGUUUUCUAUUUCUAGAUUUUCACUUGAAAUGCAGAUACUGUAAUUAUUAAUUAUUAAAACACUGUAGAAAAGUCUCAUGGUUCUUGGUUCUCAGGCUUUAAUCUCAUUCAUUUUACUUGACAGACGUGGGGUCCUCACAAAGCUACAGAGCACCAACAGCAAGCGAAUGGUUAAUAAUACUAAGAGUUUACAGCCAUGCUAUUAGCUCUGUGAGUACGUAGGCAUAGCUCUGUGCUAUAUGCUAAUGUCAGCAGAUAAAAUGCUCAAGGAGAAGAUGUUAACAUGCUGAUGCUCAACAGGUAUUGUUUUCUUUGUUUAGUUCAGCAUGAUAACUUUUGCCAUAUUGGCACUAAACACAAAGCACAGCUGAGGCAGUCAGUUUAUUUGGUCAUAAACUAAAGUAUUGGACAAAGUGAGGCUAAAUAAAAACUUUGGGAUCACCAAAGUCAGUAGGAUUCAUCCUCUGGGACUAUGAAUGUUGUACAAAGUUUUUGGGCAAUCCAUCCAGAUAUUUAAUUCUGGACCAAAGUAGUGGAGCGACCAACAUUGUCGUCCCUAGCGCCAUACAGCUAUGCUAACAUGAAAUUCCUUUUCCUUUUGUUGUGUUUCUUACGGAGCCAUGACUCGAUCAAAGCAUCUGUUCAGGCAGAGCACUGGAGUCAAUUAAAGCAUUAAUCAUGAUGACUCAGCCAUCAGCUGUGUGGCUUCCAGCUGACUUGUAACAUCCUGUCAGAUUCAAGUGUCUCAAGUGUUCUGGCCUUUAUUCACAGCAUAGAGUGGCAGGACAUUUGGGGAGAGAGGGGGAUGAAAGACUGUAUCUAAUGACUACAUCAAUAUUGCAGGCUGUGUGUCUUAGCCCUGAAGUCCACCAAUCCGUCCUGCAAAAUAUAUAUGAAUAUAUCUUCAGUUGCAUUACCAGGCGUGGUUACAAUUAUUUAGAUGAAGAGCACGGAAAUGAGCACGUCACACUAGAAUUUCCCUUUAAGGCCCAAUUAAGCACAAUCUCGCUUCCACAUAGUUAUAAUGAACUUCAGAGUUAUGCAACU
This is a messenger RNA of Anarrhichthys ocellatus (wolf-eel), 3922 nucleotides long. RefSeq names its product gamma-glutamyltransferase 1b (gene ggt1b). Gene Ontology annotation, cellular component: plasma membrane. The record is from RefSeq and is a predicted model, not a curated record. Bases 139 to 1857 code for a protein of 572 amino acids. Gene Ontology annotation, biological process: regulation of immune system process; glutathione catabolic process; peptide modification. NCBI's taxonomy places the organism in Eukaryota, Metazoa, Chordata, Actinopteri, Perciformes, Anarhichadidae. Gene Ontology annotation, molecular function: glutathione gamma-glutamate hydrolase. The transcript has 13 exons.